Molecule: messenger RNA, 8755 nt
Organism: Oncorhynchus gorbuscha (pink salmon)
Lineage: Eukaryota; Metazoa; Chordata; Actinopteri; Salmoniformes; Salmonidae
Product: roundabout homolog 2-like
Exons: 31
Coding region: 708-5480 (1590 amino acids)
Biological process (GO): cell-cell adhesion; axon guidance
Cellular component (GO): plasma membrane; axon
Molecular function (GO): protein binding
Source: RefSeq, a predicted model, not a curated record
GUGAGCAUAGACCAUGGGCUCCUAGUGAUAGCGCUGUACAGAAACCAAGAGGGAGGGAGAGGAUAGGUUGUUCAACUGACUUGACUGUACAUUUACAGUGCUUGGGCACAAGCAAGGCACAUGUGAUCCUGUGGAGCGGGUUCCCUGUGAAAUGUAAAAAUGUACUUAUUGACUAAAGUACCUGGGACUUUGGGGUUUGUUUAGACCCAUUUAGACUUGGAUAUCUAUGUAUUGAUGAGGAACGGCUGAGAGACAUCAGUGAACAUUUGCAAGGUGUCCGCUCGGAAGGCGCGUCUUAAGGAGGAGAAACCAAGACGGUUCCUAGAUGAUUGGAUGCGUUUCUCUUGAACCCAGUAUAAACAGUUUAUACUUUAGUUUAGGUUGUCAUUUCAUAUUGUAUGGUUUCGUACUUAUUGGAAAAAUAGACAUGGCCAUUACAAGUUAACUUGUGGGAAAAGCAGCUGGAAUUUCAGAUGAUCGCGAGUGAAUAAUUUGUUUUUACGGCUGUGGAUAUGAAUCUAUCCCGGGCUCGAACGUGCUACAAUGAAUCCUCUAAAUUAUUGGACAUCUCAACUGGCUUUAGUCAGUAACUAGGACCUAUAUAAAUUUCAAACUAUUGAAAUAAAUCUAUUUGCUGCUGUUUGGACAUAUUUUCCCGGCUUUAUCCAAGGAUUUGCGCGUAAACCGUGGAUGUUUAAUAUGCUAGUAUGGGUCCGCUAGCGUUCAUCCUUGUUGCUGGAUUAUUGCACUUUCAAGUUGAUGGAUCCCGUCUGCGUCAGGAGGACUCCCCACCCCGGAUCGCGGAGCACCCCUCUGACUUGAUCGUGUCCAAAGGGGAGCCGGCCACCCUCAACUGCAAGGCAGAGGGGCGGCCCAGCCCCACGGUGGAGUGGUACAAGGACGGGGAGCGGGUGGAAACGGACAAAGACGACCCGCGGUCUCACCGCAUGCUCCUUCCCAGUGGCUCCCUCUUCUUUCUACGGAUCGUCCACGGACGACGCUCCAAACCGGAUGAGGGCUCCUACGUCUGCGUCGCCCGCAACUACCUGGGAGAAGCCGUCAGUCGCAAUGCGUCCUUGGAAGUAGCAUUGCUGCGUGAUGACUUCCGACAGAACCCUACAGACGUGGUGGUGGCAGCCGGGGAGCCGGCCAUCCUGGAGUGUAUCCCGCCUAGAGGUCACCCUGAACCAACCAUCUACUGGAAGAAGGACAAAGUACGCAUCGAAGACAAGGAGGACAGGAUUACAAUCCGAGGAGGGAAGCUGAUGAUCUCCAACACCAGGAAGAGUGAUGCUGGCAUGUUCAUCUGUGUUGGCACAAACAUGGUGGGAGAGAGAGACAGUGAGACGGCCCAGCUGACUGUGUUUGAGCGUCCCACCUUCCUGCGUCGGCCCAUCAACCAAGUGGUCCUGGAGGAGGAGGGGGUAGAGUUCCGGUGCCAGGUGCAGGGAGACCCCCAGCCCAACGUACGCUGGAGGAAGAAUGAUGUUGAUGUGCCCCGUGGGAGGUACGAGAUCAAGUAUGACAAGGAGGACUACCUGCUGAGAGUGAAGAAGGCAUCGGCCAGUGACGAGGGCACCUUCACCUGCCUGGCAGAGAACCGGGUGGGCAAGGUGGAGGCCUCUGCCAGCCUCACCGUCAGAGCUCGCCCUGUCGCUGCACCCCAGUUUAUCAUCAGGCCGCGGGACCAGAUCGUGGCCCAGGGUCGCACCGCCACCUUCCCCUGUGAGACCAAGGGCAACCCCCAGCCUGCAGUCUUCUGGCAGAAGGAGGGUAGCCAGAACCUGCUGUUUCCCAACCAGCCCCAGCAGCCCAACAGUCGCUUCUCUGUGUCCUCCAGUGGAGACCUGACCAUCUCGGCCGUGCAGCGGGCAGACGCAGGCUACUACAUCUGUCAGGCCUUGACCGUGGCUGGCAGCAUCCUCGCCAAGGCCCAACUAGAGGUCACAGAUGUGCUGACAGACAGGCCACCGCCCAUCAUCCGUCGGGGACCGUCCAAUCAGACACUGAGGGUGGACAGCGUGGCCCUUCUGAAGUGCCAGGCGUCAGGAGACCCCAUCCCCUCUAUCAGCUGGCUGAAGGACGGGGUCAGUCUGCUGGGGAAGGAUCCCCGCAUGUCCCUCCAGGACCUGGGCAGCCUCCAGAUGAGGAGCCUCAGGCUCUCUGACUCUGGGAUCUACACCUGUGUGGCUGCCAGCUCCAGUGGAGAGACAUCAUGGAGCGCCUUCCUGGAGGUCAAAGACCAAGCUGGGGUGAUGGUCAUUAAGAACCGGGAUGACAAUGAGCUCCCUGGCCCUCCCUCCAAACCCCAGGUCACUGACGUCACCAAGAACAGCGUCUCGUUGUCUUGGCAACCCGGCCUGGCUGGGGCCACGCCCAUCUCCUCUUUUGUGAUCGAAGCCUUCAGCCAGUCGGUGAGCAACAGUUGGCAGACGGUUGCGGACCACGUGAAGACCACGCAGUACACGGUCAAAGGCCUGCGCCCCAACACCAUCUACCUGUUCAUGGUACGGGCGGUCAACACCCAGGGCCUCAGUGACCCCAGCCCCAUGUCAGAGCCUGUCAGGACACAAGACAUCAGUCCUCCAGCCCAGGGAGUGGACCACAGGCAUGUGCAGAAAGAGCUGGGGGAGGUCAUAGUUCGUCUGCACAACCCGGUCGUCAUGAGCCCCACCACCAUUCAGGUCACUUGGACGGUGGACCGUCAGUCUCAGUUCAUCCAGGGAUACAGAGUUCUGUACAGGCAGACAUCUGGCAUGUUUUCCCCAGGACCCUGGCAGACCCAGGAUGUGAAGGUCCCCUCUGAGCGCAGUGUGGUCCUCUCCAACCUCAAGAAAGGCAUUGUCUAUGAGAUCAAGGUCCGGCCCUACUUCAAUGAGUUCCAGGGCAUGGACAGUGAGUCCAGGUCGGCUCGCACCACAGAGGAAGCUCCCAGUGCCCCUCCCCUGCAGGUUACAGUCCUGACGGUGGGCAACCAGAACAGCACCUCCAUCAGCAUCUCCUGGGACCCCCCUCCUCCAGAACACCAGAAUGGCAUCAUCCAGGAGUACAAGAUCUGGUGCCUAGGGAAUGAGACACGCUUCCACGUGAACAAGACAGUUGAUGCAGCCAUCCGGUCGGUGGUCGUGGGGGGGCUUCAAGUGGGGGUGCUGUAUCGGGUGAAGGUGGCUGCCAGCACCAGUGCAGGGGUGGGGGUCAAGAGUGAACCUCAACCUAUUGUCAUUGGUAAGGACUUCCGUGACGUGAUCAUAAGUGGGAACAGGAACAACAGCAUCACGGAGCAGAUCACAGACGUGGUGAAGCAGCCAGCGUUCAUAGCGGGGAUCGGAGGGGCCUGCUGGGUUAUCCUCAUGGGCUUCAGUAUCUGGCUGUACUGGAGGAGGAAGAAGAGGAAGGGGCUCAGCAACUACGCAGUUCAGUCCUUCACCUUCACCCCUGCAGUGACGUUCCAGCGUGUUGACGGCGGUCUGAUGAGCAAUGGAAGCCGACCAGGCCUGCUGAAUGCCAGUGACGCAGGCUACCCGUGGCUGGCUGACUCCUGGCCUGCAACCAGCCUGCCUGUCAAUAGUGGCUCCGGGGGACCCAACGACCUCAGUAACUUUGGAAGAGGAGACACCAGUAGUAAUGGGGAUAAGAGCGGCACCAUGCUGUCUGACGGAGCCAUCUAUAGCAGUAUAGACUUCACCACCAAGGCUAACUACAACAGCCCCAGCCAGGGCUCCCAGGGAGCCACCCCCUAUGCCACCACACAGAUCCUCCACUCCAGUAGCAUCCAUGAGCUGUCCGUGGACCUCCCUGAGGCCCAGUGGAAGGCCUCCAUCCAGGCCAAACAGGAGAUGGCCAACCUGGGGUACUCCCUGCCUGACAAGAACUCCUGCAACAACACACUCCUUUUCAUUCCUGACUACCGAUUGGCCGAGGGAUUGUCUAAUAGAAUGCCACACAACCAAUCACAAGAUUUCAGCACCACCAGCUCUCACAACAGCUCAGACCGAAGCGGCAGCCUAUCAGGUGGUAAGGGGGGUAAGAAGAAGAAGGCCAAGGUUGGCACCAAACCCACCAAGACUAACGGCUCCAGCUGGGCCAACGUGGCCCUGCCCCCUCCCCCUCUACACCCUCUCCCUGGCACCGAGAUGGACCACUACCCCAACGAGCACUAUGAAGGAGUAGGGUAUGAGGGUGAUGGCUGGGGUCCUCCCAUGCCCGUGCAGACCUACCUCCACCAGGGAAUGGAGGAUGAGCUAGAGGAGGAGGAAGAGAGGGUCCCCACCCCACCCAUUCGUGGUGUGGCUUCGUCCCCAGCAGCGGUGUCCUUCGGCCAGCAGUCCACGGCCACCCUCACCCCCUCUCCCCGGGAGGAGCUGCAGCCCAUGCUCCAGGCCCACCUGGAUGAGAUCACCCGUGCCUACCAAAUAGACAUGGCCAAACAGACAUGGCUCAUGCAGGGUGGCUCCCUCCCCCCUCUCCCUCCCCAGGCCCCCGCCCCUCCGGUGGGGUACGUGUCCAGCACCCUGGUGUCUGACCUGGAGACUGACAUCCCUGACGAGGAUGAGGAGGAUGAGGAAGAGGAGGAGGAGGAAGGCUAUGAGAUGUCCAGGCCUCUCUAUGGUAUUGAGCACACGCCAGGGUCCAGCAUGGACAACCUAGACAGCUCCGUAACAGGGUCCAUGGUUAACGGCUGGGGGUCAGCCUCAGAGGAAGAUGACCGUCACUACUCCAGCCACAGGUCCAGUGUGGGCAGCUCCUCUGAUGGGUCCCUCUACACCCACUGUAGCUUCGCCCAGGUCCUGGUGGCAGCCGCUGACAAGGCAGGCUACCACCUGGAGGGCACCAGCCUGGCCAAGAGAGGGAAAGGGCUGUCCCACCGGGCCCGGCCCAGCAGUCCCUUCUCUACAGAUGGCAGCACUGUGGGCACACAUAGCCUGGGCCACCAGAGGGCUGCCCGGCCCACCCGCAAACCCCGGGGACAGGGCACGGCGCCCCACAGGAGAGACGCCAGUGCAGACGACCUACCUCCUCCCCCUGACCCCCCGCCCAUCCAGGGACCAGGUUAUAUCCAGGGGGCCCGUAGUGUAGGCGGAAUGGGCCCCCCAGCCGAGAGGCAGGCAUCGUCCCUGGAGCGCCAGCCCAUGUGUGGCGCCAUGCCCCUGUCUGGGCUGGAGGAGAUGAAGAGCUGCAUGGACAGACAGACACGCACCUCUCUGGAGCGGCACUGCCAGGCCCAGGACAGACUAGCAUUCAUGGACCGAGGAGACGACCCACGCAGGGGACACAAAACAGAAGCGGGGUGCCUGCCCCCCUACAGUAAACCCUCGUUCCCCUCCCCCGGGGGCCACAGCUCCUCUGGGACAGCCUCCUCCAAGGGCUCCACGGGGCCACGCAAGGGAGAGGGGCCUCGAGGGCCACACCAACGGGCUGCCACAGACCACAGCGACUACCUGGGGACCAACGGAUCUGGACAUUACGCGGCCGAGUUAUAGUGACCUGCCUGCAGUAGGAUCUGAACUGGAGAAAGCCUCGUCGUCCUCAUCAGAAUGAAGCCUCACCCGACUGUGCAAUGAACUUUGUCUUUGUUUGUGUGUUAUCAGAGGAGAGGAGCAGGAAGAUGACGAUGAUGACCACCAUAACAGAACUGUAUAUGUGAUGUAUAAACACAGACAUACAUACUGUACAUCCCACUAUGUUGUUGUCCUCAACUCAAUUAUUUCUCACCUCCCACCUUUAUUUUUUUUCAGUCAGACAAUAGCAACUAAACAAAACAGAUAAAACGUCUAUAUGAGAAAACUCAUUUUCAAAAUAACCUUACUUGGGGAAAAAAUGGAAUCUUGUUUCCUGUAAAUAGAUUAUUUACGUUGUUGUUGCAUUGCUAUGCAAGCCUACUUCAGUUUUAGCGUCCUCUUGGUUAUAUCUAGUCAUUUGUAUUAUAUUUGAAUUGAUAGGCUGUUGUGCCAUAAAAUACUUGUUUUAUAAUCCAUCAUUUGUUAAUAGCUAUCAUUGAUUCAUUAUUAUAAUUAUUAUUAUUAAUUAUUGUUUUUUUGCACUGUGAUUUUUGGUGAUAAGCACAAAAGCAUAGCUCCUACUGACAGGAAGAAAAGGACCAACAUUUGAAGAGGAGUUUCUGUAGAGAGAUGAGAAAUGAUAUACUAAUGUACAGAGAGAUAUUAAAGAGUGAGGGGUUGCUUAUGGACAGCAACUAAAUGGAUGCCCAUUCCCAAGUUAGGACUAAUCAGAAAGAAGAUGGGGUUUGUUAGUGUAUUAGAGGUAGGGGGCCAGAGAAGAGGCAGAGAGGGGGAGGGGGGCUUGUUCAAUGUGUACAGAGGCUAUGAGCAAGAUGAUGACUUGUCUCUCCUCUAACUAUGAGUUGAUUAUUGGAUGAGCUUCGAUCCUACAUAAUCUGAUUAUAUUGUAAACCGUAUAGUCCUACAAAUGGGCUGAUAUAGACUUGUUAGAGCUGGCAGUUGUGAGGCUGUCCAAGCAUUGUCUUGUUUUCAGAACAUAACACAGCCACAAUGGACGUCUAGCUGGACCCUCAUCUUCAUUCCAGCGUUUGAACACAAUUUAUUUGAUUCUAUCUUCAUCUCAUCUUCUUUGAUUCUAUUUUCCAUUGAAUUCUAGAGUUUUUGUUGUCAUCCGAAGAUCAUUUGUAUAAUCCGUUUGUAUAAUCUGAAGCCACAGCACUUAAAAUACACUAUGAAGAGCCUCAAAGCCAUGGUUCAGAAGGUCUAAUCUAUAAUCUAACACUGACAAAGGACUUCCUUUUGAUCAUCCCUUCCUUUUGAUAAACUCUGGAUUGGGUUGAACCCAGUUGUAGAAAUAACUAACAUUGAUACUAAAGGAUUUCUCUAUUGCCAGGAAAGAAGAUUUAGGAUAGGUCCAUUUUUUUUUGUCCAAAAGUCAACAUUUUAUUUUGUCGUCCAUUUUAAAUUAUGUUUUCUUAAUUUAGAGCACUCAAUGUACUCCACAUCCAUGGCAUCCCAUGGAAAACAACACAGUGGCCUGUUUUAUAUCUGUUUCAGUCGGAGCACUGCAGUCCCUACCCUGAAGUAUGGUACUGUGUUCUGAUUAGCAUACAAUAGAGCACUAACUAGACUCCCUAUUGGGACUCAAAUUCCCAGAAUGCAUCAGAUAGUGGAGAGGAAGGCAGGUAGAGUACAGUCAGAAUGGAGAAGAGCCACCUGCAGUAGCAGAUCCCACUGCCUCUGUCUCUACAGCAUAGACCACUACUUUCUAUCUGCCUAACAGUCACAAAACGUGUUCCUUCUGCCGGCAGCGUGGAACUAUUCAGCCUCAGAUGUUCACUUUGUAUCUUUUCAAACAAUGUUCUUAUCCUUUUUUUUAAAGCCUGUUUCUUUGUAUGCCUUUUAUGGACUUAAAAGUACUGCUUAAUAAUGUUUUCAAAAUCAACGUUCACAAUUUUACUGGUUCAGUGUUUCUUUCGUGUCUUCUUUAGUACUGCUUAAUGUUGAUAAAAGGAGAGCUGGAAAGGAAACUGAAGACGUUGUCAGAUAUGCUGUUGUACUGUCACGUUUAUGUCACUGUCAUAUCAUAUCAUCAACCUAGUGGCCAGUGUUCUGGAAAUGAGGUGCAAGGAGUAUCUCAGGUUAUUUUACAUUCUGGCGGUGUUCAUGUAUGUGUGUAUAUAUGUGUAUAUAUUCAUAUGCAUCUCCAGUCAGUUAUUUCAUUCCAAUUUCAUUGCUGAAAGAUAUCCCCCUUUUAUGUACGAUGCUGUCCUGUUUCAUUUAUUUUCGCCAGUGGUUUUAAUUCCAAGUUUAAAGUGCUGGUCCAUCCACCUUAAGGCAAGAUGUCAGUAACAGAACAUACCAAAUUAAUAUCGAUAUUUCUAAUGUCUAAUGCGUUUUUGUCUUUUUAAUACUCAUGGUUUUCCUUUAAAUCACUGUGUUGUUGUUUUGUAUUUAUUAAAAUGAUAAUAAAAAGGUAUAUUGUGAAAUAUGCAUAAAGAUUUGUGGAAUAUUAAAAGAAAUGUCUUUUUUUCUGUUGGAGAAGGCCUGGGGAUGGGCAACUCCAGUCCUCAGGGGCGGAGUGCUGCCACACUUUGUCCCCAUCCCUAGUAAACACAGCUGAUGAAAAUAAUUGCAUUCAAAACUGAAGGUCAUGAUUGGUUGAUCAUUGGAGUCAGGUGUGUUAGUGGGGGCUGAGGCAAAAGUGUGACACCAAUCAGGCCCCCUGAGGACUGGAGUUGCCCAUCCCUGAGCAAGGCCAGAAGGACUUGAUGGUCUCUCCAGGUGCAAUGCUGAGUCAUUAGUUGUCAGAGAUACCCGAGUCACUCGGUCCUGCAUGUUAUCUACUCUGCUUCCUCUCAUCUCAAAACAAAAGAAACUAAAACCUUUUCCAAACACAAACAGCGAUAUGUUCCUCAUUUGCUUGAUACGACAAUAGAUACAAAUGUUCUUUUUUGGGAGGUUGAUAAGUACUUUCCCUCUCUUUUGUUACUUUUCUCAGUAUUGUUGGAUCUGUGUGUUGCCUUUUUGCAAAAAAAGAGGAUUGAAGAAAGGCAAAAAUAGGAAGUUGUCUUUCUUUACAGUGCGGGGCAAGGUGAUACCCUCUCUCCAAUGCAAUUUAUACAUUCUCAUAUCUUUCCUGUAAACAACCUUCUGUAUUCACUUGCAUGUCCUUGUCCAAGAACAAGAAAACUUUUACAAGUCCCAUCCCCAUGUCCUGUAAGAUAAAUCAAAGUUAUUUUCUUUCCUUGUACCUGGAUCACUACCAACAAAUAAAAUAUUAAAACAAAUGUGAA